CCGAGAUCAAAACAGUUUUUGUACGUAAUGGGCCGUUAUCCCCUCAUUCCUUCUAGUUCGGCUCGAGCGGUCGUGAGGUGUACGUCGCGAGCGCGUUAAUCGCGACGAAAUCAUUGUAAAAGAUCUGACGAAUUAUAUCGCGAAAGCAGCUGAGGUAUUCAAAGUAUUUCAGCGGAUGGUGGCACCGGAGGAUCCGGUUCGGGCAGAAUAAAAUCGGCUUGAAGAUUAUCAUGCAGAAUAUGGCCGAUCCUGAGUUGUUUGAAAGUAAACUGCGCAAAUAGCCGGUAUAGUCUCCGCAGAAAUAUUGCGGAGCUGUCUUCACAAAAGGAAUGCUACAUGGCGUUAAUCUUUUACGCCAUUAUUGCGAUCGCAUCUUUAAGGUCGCAUUGUUUUUAUUCGCGAGUCACGAAUGUUUCCAAGUAUCGGGAAGUGUCAUAUCGUAAAAGACACUUAUUUAACAGACUUGUAUAUGUCGAUUUCACUUUCGCGUUUCGCUGAUCAAAUUCGUAAAUCUUGUUCCGACACAAGUUGCAGCAUUCCGUUGAUACAAUUACGUUCGCUAUAGUUAUUAAAGUGUGAACAUCAGUCGCGUCGCGAACAUAGUGAAGUGAAGUGCAAUCAACAACCGGCAGAGCAACGACCUUCAUCGAUGGAUCUGGCUAGACUUGACUGGUGGAUUUGAGAUGUUACGGACUUGUUGGUUCUAAACGUCGCGGGACGUCGAUAGAUUUCAACGCUAAUUGUUUGCUCGUCCUGGGUCUUACGCCUCGUCGUGGUAUGGAUGAUACAAAUGUGCGGUUUACGUCGUGGACCUAGUGUUCGUUGCGUGACGGUCGGUGAAAUUUUAACUUACAUUUUUUGGGGGGGGAACGUCCGGUUUCGAGCGUUGUUGGCCUGCAUGCGGUGUGGUAGUGCUUGAAUCGUGAAAAUUUCAUCAGUCAGUGACAAGAACAAAAGCCGUGUUAUCGUGCUAAAGGUAUUAAAUCAUUGUGAAAUUGUGGUGAAUCGUACACUUUUUACGUUGAUCCCGAUGUUUUGGUUUCGCCACGAUUCAAUCUCGGGAGAGACUCGACGCCAAAUCGCGACCAGGCAACUUUUUGCUGUUGCGAAGAGAAACCGACUUCGAAUAAAUAACGGUCCCCGUCUUUGAAUGCGCUUCUUCGCGGACUCAUUACCAGCAGACCGUGACGGUAACUUACAGUGUCAACGGCGUCUGGAGUAACUGCCGAACAGACGGAUCUCCAGGGAUUCUGCUUCUGCUGAUGUGAUCGCCAAGACCUAUCUCGAGUAUAAGGCCCACUCACACGAUUGAUUACUUCCGCGAAGUCUCAUUGUUGUCAACGAAGGAAUUCCCAAAUUGUUCACACACGCUCACGUUCCACUGGCUCGCUCUCCCCCGUUCGUCACUUUGGGCCCUACGCCGUGGUGCUCCGAGGGGCACCGCAACCUCCUUAAGCGUCUUUGAUCUCAGCGACCAUUGGAGCAGGAGAAAAGGCGUUCGCAGGUGGCCGUCGAAAAUGCGCUGUUUCGGAGCCACUGGAGGGCGCUCCCGAGGGAUAACGAGGCACGAGGCCCAUGACGAGUAUCGGGCUGCUACAUCGCGAGCAGAUCGCCGGGUAUGCGGAAGACGCGCCGCCGUUGGGGGACAGUGAUUGAGAGGAUCCGGUCGACGUCGGGAGAGCCGAGUCGCAGGCAUUAAAAUGUCCCAACCAGAAUUGAUCAGCGAUUUGGACGUGUCGGAAAGCACGCAGCAUCCGUGUCAGUGUUCCGCGAUCAACAACAUGGACCCCCUUAGAACCCCGAGGGACAGGACGGAGAGGAACGUGGGCAGCACCAGAAUCUCUAAUAACAGUCAAGAUCUUCAGCGCAGUUUGGAGACCUUGCAGAGCGCUUUUGAACCAAUACGCAGAUUGGAGAGCCCUCACCAGGAUAACUCGCAGAUCAACCUGGACAAUACCAGGAACGUCGAUCUGUUGGAGCAUCAGACGAACAUCUCGUCCAAUUCUAGAUCCAUCAACAAUCAGAGCUCGAUGUUGUCACGACACGGUCAUAACCUCUCCUGUAGCCCGCGCAACUUAGAUCUCUCUCGCAAUCUGGCGUUCGAAGCGGCGCGACGCGUCCAAGAGAGCUCGAACCUGCAAGACAAUCAGCACAGCUUGACCUCGAGUCCUAGCCCCUUGCUGGAACCUGGAGCGAAUCUGCUCGAGACGACCAGCAAGGAGCUAGACAAGCAGCUUGAAGAGCACGCCGGCUUGUCGCAAAAACAGAAUACCGCUAAGGAUAAGUUGAAGAGCGUUCAGCAAGUUCUAAACCCUUACCAGCACCAUCAUGAGCCCGCGGCGGUCGAUCGCGGCGUGCACGGUCACUUUCACGGCGAUAUGCACGCCCACAUUCACAAGCACGCCGAUAACUUCAGAAGCGCCACGAAUCUGGACGCUGGUGAAGGCUUGAUGAGCUAUCAGCAGCACCAACGGCAACACACGCAUCAUCAUCACGGUAACACGAAGACCGGCGUCGCUCAUCAUCACGGAUCCGGGGCGCAUCACCCGCAUGCGCAGGCCAUCGCCGGACAUCAUCACGGUAAUCUGGCGGCUAGUCUCACCGGUCACGUUCAUGGGAAUUCUGGGCCUUUGAGCGCGUCUGGUUCCAGUUCCAUUAAUCAGACCAGUUCUACCACCCCGACCGGACACCAUCACCCGACGUCGAUGCCCAUCACCGCUACGAUAAACCACGUGAAUUCUCCGCACAGUCAUCAUCGGCUCGGCACUGGUUCCAGCUUGACUCACCACUCGAAUCCCGCCUUCCCCAGUGAACACCAUGGCACGUCCAGUGCUUUGAGCGGUGCGUCUUCCAACUCGAGUAUGAUGAACCACGGGGGCUCACCUGCGGUGCAUCGCCACGUGGUUAACGUCAACAGUAGUCUGUCGACGACGCCGCUGGGUGGCCAUCAUCAUGGUAGUUCGUCGGGCAGUUUGACGACCGGCCACUCCAGCGUCAAUCAUCAUCACGUCAGCUCCGGCAUAUCCUACGAGUCUUCGUCGUCGAACGCCAACACCAGGACUCACAGCAGGCUGGACCAUGUUCACGAUCAUCAUCACCACCUGCAGUCGGUGCACUCGUUGCACUCGAGUCAUCCCGACACCAGGCAGCGGGACAGAGCGCCUUCCAGCUUGGAUCAUCAUGGGCACCAUCAUGCUCAUGUCCACAAUCAUGGCCACCCGCAUGGGCAGAGCGACACCAAAAACGUGUCUCUGAUGGGUGUCGACGCAAUUCAGGUUUCGGCCCCUACGAAGAACAAGUGUCAAUGUCACGUGGUGCAGCAACCCGGAGGAAACAAUAGAGGUGCCGAGGGUGAGAGUGACGGAGGCGUCGAGGUGACAUCGAGAACGCAUCAACCCCCCGCUCUUCCGCCACGUCCACCGCCGAGACCAACAAGACGCUACGAGACAACCGCUGCCAAUCAAUGUCACACCGGCGAAGGCGGCUGCUGCAAGAAGUACGUCGUCCUCUGCUGCCUUUGCGGCGGCCUGAGCGCGGCGGUCGGCUGUCUGUUUUUGGCGGUGCACGCGGUCCUCUCGGCCCACACGGCCAGUUUAGCGCUCUUCGAGACCGUGCCGUCUUACAUUCCUGGCAUUAUGCUGAUCCUGAUGGGUCUCUUCACGAUGCUACUAGCUAGGCGAAAGCACAGAUACGGACUUCUGAUGAAAGUCUGCGGUUCCGUAGGAGUGGUGUGCGCGAUGGUGUGCGUUCUCGUCACCGUCACCACCACGGUGAUCCACAUGUCUCGCUUGCAGGGACUUCGCGAAUGCGUUUACACCGCGCGCGCGAGAUCGUGCACGUGUUACGGCGCACCGCAAUCGAAAGGAGAUCCCGGAGUGCUAUUUGAGGGAACGCCUCACUGCGAGGCAGUGCACGGCGCGCUGUCGGACUGCCUGAGGGCCCUCUUCGGCGUCUCGGUGGCCGGUAUAUUGGCCUGCAUAUUCUCAUGCAUGCUGGUGUACCAAUUGUUGAGUCACGAGAAGAAGAAGAUGUACUGGGAACAGUUGGAGCUGCGAUGCAGGUCGCUGUACGGCCAAGGAGGCGCCGUCGGACCGCCGGCUGGAUCCUGCGGAUGUUGCAACGACUGCGGUGGCGCGAGUCCGUGGUGGGCCCAGACGCCGGGUAAUCUCUACACACCGAAUCCCGACAUAGCGCCGUCCAGGAGAUGGCGGCUGCCUUGGUCCAGGUCAAGAGGUCCGGCACCAAGUCCAGACUCAAAUUACGGCUUUCACACACAAACACGACCGGCGGAAGCUAACGUGGAAAGCAGUACGGGACCUUACAGUGUCCUUAAUUCGCAGUCGAGUGGUCCUUACUCGGUCUUGAAUACUCAGAACGCCCCGUACACGCCGAGCACCGCGUCCUACAGCGUUCUGGAAGCACCUGUGCCAUUGUGGGGACCUCCGCCUCCUUACAGCGACCCUAACAGUCCAGCCAGACGGCCACAGGUGUCCGAGUCGAGGGCCAGAAUUGCUAAGAGGAUGGAUAACUUUGAGAAUAACGAAGAUCACAGGACGCGAUCAGCGAAGCGGCCUUCCGACAAUUACGAGAACGCUGAGGAGAUUUCCAACAGCACGGAUCCCGAAGGUGGAAACGAAGGAACGAUCAAAGGUAGGAGAGCCAGGAAGCCCUUGAAGGGCGUGGAGAACGGGGCAUUUCAGCAGGAGGCGAAUCCUGGCCCGAAGCAGUCCGAGAGCGAGCUGUAUUUCGGUGACGUGUCUUCGUGCUGCGGACCCGAAAGUAGUUUUUACGAUCUAGCUGUGGAGAAAGAAGGCGCGGAGCACACAGAAGGUGUUGACUACCUGGCGGCCAGGCUGGGCAAGCGUCAGCUGUCGAAGAGAUCGCGGAUGCCUCUUCCGUUACCAGCCGAUAAUGGUGAUAUUCCGUCUGACAAUUACGCGAACAGCGACGAGCCGAGGAACUCGAGGGGCCCGUUUCUCGCGCCGGAUGCGCAGUACGAGGUGAUCCAGCAGGGUCGUUACUCCUAUUACGCGUCGAAGGACGACGAGGAGCUGCAGGAGGGUCCGGCGAAUUCUGGUUACUUCCGCGAGGACGAGAACGAGAGAGGCAGGGAAAGAGAUUAUAGGGAUUACAGGAGCAGUCAAGAGGAAGAGACGCCGCAAUGCUGCCUCAGCGACUCGACUACAUUGGACUCUGGUUGGCAGAGCGGGGAGCAACCGCAAUCGGACGAUAACGUGCGACCGGUGAACGUGUGACCCUAGAUGAUCGUAAGAAUCGAGUGUGAACAAAGUGAUGAGAGCGAUCGAUGACUUUUGUUUGCUCGUCUUGUCUCUCUUGCGGAGAUAUUCGCUGAUAAACUAUUAGCGCCGCGGAGAGACGCGCGACCAUAGUUUCUGACUUGUGAAUACGUAAUUUAGAUCGAUCGUAAGUAUACCAGAGUUGAAAUUUUAGUUCUACAUUGACCAGUCAGUCCUGCAGUCAGACUCCGUCGAAUUUGAAGAGCCAAUGGAGAAUCUGGAGAUAUAAUAUUAUGCAGUCUAUUGCUUUUUUACUUUUUACAAACAAUUAUUUAUUGCUGUUUUGUUGAGACUUAAAGAAGUCUUAACAAAACGGCAAUAAAUUAAUCAAAGAAUUAUUUAAAAUAUUUCAGUGCCUUAAUAGUCUACUUGCGUUGAAUUCUUUCUUCAUUUGUAAUUUUGAUUUAAUGCAAUUUAAUGCAUCUAAUAAUGCUCUUUUGGCUAGAAAUUCUAUCUUGUUGAUAUCCGUCAGUGCCUUCUUUCUAUUUGUAUUUGUCAUUGUAUUGAAAUCACAUUUAAAUAUCUAUUACACUGAGAGAAAAAAUAUUUAAAAAUUAAUAAAUAUUUAUUUGGUAGGAAUACUAACAUAUUUACUUAAAUUUAAAUUCUUUUAUUCAAAUAGAAUAAAUAAUUGGUUUCUUAAAAAAGAUUUUCUGAAGGUUUUGAGAAAAUGUAUAUUUUUAUGUGAAAAAUUCAACAAAUAAAUAUUUAUUAAUUUUUGAAUAUUUCUUUCUUUCAGUGUAGUAGCAUUAUUAUUUAACAUUAUUGGACACAUAUCUUUGCUGACUUCGUCCUUCCAACCCCCUUUUUCAUCUUUUUCAAAUCUCUAACCAAAAUUUCUUAUCAAAAUUUCUAAUGUCAAAAGAGAAAACAUAAAAGGAUUAUGUUCUUUUAUGUAUCUACUUGUCCAUUAAUCUUUAUUAGAUUAUUUAAUAUUUGCUUAUCGUAUACUUUAUCUGAAGUCAAGUAUAAUUAAAUUACACAGUUAAUGCAUUUUUUAUUGAAAUAUAGAUAGAAUAUAGAUACUAUUGAGUAUUAAAUCAUUCUCAUAUGUUUCUUGAAGUCUCAAUAUGGAAGAAACACUAAUAAGCAACUAUUUGUAAUGUCAAGGUAGGUCAAUAAUCCGUAUAAUGUUAUAUCUUGAGAUUUUCCAUCGAUUCUUCAAGUUCAUCGGUAUUUGCAGGAUUAAUAUAGAACUAAAAUUUCGACUCGGGGCAGAUCCCGUCCUCGGCGACGAGAGCGCGCGUCCGAAGUCGAUAAGAGUUUCGCUUGCCCUUCAAUUCUCGGGUAAAAUCCAUUAAAUGCUUUAAAGCAUUCUAAGUAUAUAAUGAAUGUAACUAAACUUGUGUAUAAGGGAAAACGCUUGGAUGCUUAUAAAACGUUUAGCGGAUUGCACUAUUCGACUGUCGGGACGUAGAAGUUAGGAACGAUAGACGCAUUGCCCUAGACGGGUGACGCGUACGACGAUAGAUUCGUCAUGUAGAGCGAACAUAGAAUGGAACGUAGUUAAGUCGUGGAAACGACGCGCUAGCGGUAAAUUCAUUAGACAAAUUACGAAAACGGCAAAUCUGAGAAGAAUGCGCGUGUUUCGGUUCAUAUCCUACUAAAUUUGCUUCCCACCGAAAUGAACGGAUCGUCGCUAAAAACAAUGCAUGAUUUUGAGCGAUCUAUAGAGCCGCAACGUCAAGCGUAUUUUCUUGUAAAAAUGAUAGUCGUGUAAGAUAUAGAAGUAAACUCUGAUAAAAUUCAAAAUAAGGUAUAAUGGGAUCUUUAAGAGCUAAAGCACGGGUGUUCUACUGCUAUAAAUUACUUAAAUAAAUGUAGAUUAUGUUUUUCAAUGUAAACAAAUAUUUUAAUUGUUCAGACAUUUCGGUCCUAUAUUCUAUAUAUAAGUUAUUUCCGUUGAAAAAAGUUCGACAUAGGAUUGAAUCGUGUCUGAAUAAUUAGAGUGUUGCACUUUUUUUAUAAUCUACAUUUGAUUAUUUAAUUUAUAGUACUGCCAUAUUUAUGAGAUUCGUAUUUUGGUUCUCAAAAGCCCUAUUAUAUCUUAUUUUGUAAUAUUGAUUUUAUCUUCGAUUAACGGACGUUGCGCGCUGCGAAGCGAUCGACGGCGAACUAUCGUCCGACGUUUCCGUGUUGAGCUCACGAUACAAAUCACAUACGGAUUCUGAUAUGAAGCCCGUGAUGAUAUCAAAUACGUACGUGAUAACGUCGAACGCGAGUUUGCGCUCGAUGAAAUCUCGACUAUUAUGAAAUCUCGGAGGAAUGAGCUGCUUGGGUUCCUCUCGCAGGAGCUUGCUGGUUCCACAUAAUCUAUAUGUGUGUGUGUGUGUGUAUACAUUUAACUGGAGAGUAGAUGUAAAGCGCAAGUAGAAUACGAUCGAACGAUGACUCGUGAUGGAAUCUCCGACGCAGUUUCGAAUGACACGAUGACUGGUCGUGGCAAACAGUCCAGAUGCGCGGAAGUUCAUUACGCUUGGCGUAAGACCCGAUGAUUGCGAUGAAGCGGCUCGACUUGUUUGCGUUAAAACACGAUCGGCUGUCGGGUGAAAAUGGGCAGAUCGUGUAAGACAAGAUAUUCGCGACAAGUCCUGUGUAUUUUUGCUAACUGUGCAAUGUUAUUCGUGCUGCUCGUAGUAACGAAUAAUAGGGAGUGUCAAGUAUAGCGUUGAGAAGUGUGAUAUGUGAUGAGAGAGUGCAUGAGAGCGAGAGAGAGAGUGAGAGAGAGAGAGAGGGGGGGGGAGAGAACGAGAGAGUUAUUCCCACAGGGAGGGGUGGGAGAAAGAGAGAACAUUAGUUUCAUAGUUGAAUUGUUUGUUGACGAUGCAUCCGCGUAUGAACGAUUGGACGGUUUGUUUUAUCAGAUAGAUGUCCAUUUUAUCUGAUACUUGCCAUUUAGCGUUCGUUACAUUUGACCCCGCGAUAGUGAUAAGCAAUUAGUGUUUUUAUCCGAUACUUUGCUCGGUUCUUACGUAUGUCUGUUGCGCAUUUUCCAAUCGCCGCUCGAUCUCGACGAUAAUUGUUCUUCGUUGAUUCUUCGUUGUUCACGAAUACGCGACAGAGGAUGAACAGGGUGUCGCAUCAUCGAUAUACAGGUCAUGAUAUGCACAUACAGCGAUGCAACAUCCUGUACAAAAGCACGUGCUUUAUCCUUGCCGAUUAGAUGUUAGUCGUAAUACCCGAAUAGUCGCUGAUCGUCCCCGAGGUAUCAAUAAUCAAACGAUAUGUUCGUGAUCGCGAGAAAUCCGCGCGAAUAUCAUCUCAAAAUCGAUACGAAAUACUUCAUUGCAUCGCGCGUUCGCGUUGAAUGUUAAUUUAUCUCGCGAGGAAUCAUUCAUAUCUUUGUAAAUAAGUACAACAUUUCCCAUACAACACGCAUGUCUCAAAGACGCUCAAAAUACGUCUAAAAUAGUAGAAUGUCUUUUGGACGUCUUUAAGAUUUGUAUUGAUAGUUCUUACUAGAAACUUAUCUCAGAUGAAAUAUUAAGGUAUGCAUUAGUAGUUAUUACUUGAAAUUUUUGCGUGAAAUACUCAGAUCUGAAUUUAGAGUCAGACCUGAGAACCAUAUUAAUAGUCCUCACUUGUGAAAUUUGUUUCACGCAAGAUACUCAGAUUUAAACUUAAAGUUAGAUUUGAAACAUAUGUUUCAUUUGUUAUAUGUUUACUUGAAACAUAUAACAUAUGCGACAUUAUAUUUAUAAUCGAGAUUUAGCUAAAAACUCGCAUUUAUUCUCUAAAUUCAAAUUUUAAUAUCUCAUCUGAGAUAAGUCUCAAAUAACAACUAUUAAUACAUAUUAUUUCUGAAACAUUCAAGUCUGUAUUAAUAAUCAUUAUUUGAAAAUUGCCUCAAGUGAGAUACUCAGAUUUGAAUUUAGAGAUAAAUGCGAGUUUUUCAGCUAUAAAAAAAACUUAAAUCUAACUCUAAAUUUAUAUCUUGUGUUGAAUAUCUUACGUGGAAUAAGUUCCAAGUAAUAACUAUUAAUACGAGUUGCAGUUGAUUCGCGUAAUAUACGUGACAUUAUAUUUGCAAUCAUGACUCUACUGAAAAUUUCAUAUCACUCUCAACUCAAAUAUGAGUAUUUCACUUGAAAGUUUCAUGUAAUAUCUAUUAAUAUGAGUCUAAAAUUUUAAUUUAGAGAUAGGUUUGAGUGUUUUUAACCAAAUUGCUGUUGCAAAUUCAAUGUCGCAUAUAUGAUAUGAUUUAAAUAAAAAAAAACUCAAAUCUAAUUCUACAUUACAAAUAAAGAAAAACUCAAAUCUAAUUCUACAUUCAGAUUUGAGUAUCUCGCGUAAGAUAAAUUUCAAAUGACAACUCUGAAUACGAACCUAAGAUGUCUUUAAGACUUAUGUGUUGUUGUCGGUUCGUUUCGUCUCGUACUUUUGCUCAUUCGGUCGAAAAAUCAUACGAACGUCUCGUUUGAUAAUUGUAUGUUAUUGUUGUCGGUGUUUGCUGACGAAUCGCUUCUUCCUUGGUUCCGGCGCCGAUACGUCGUGCGCGGAGAGAUCAUUCGCUUUCGAAAUCACAAUCCAGGUGGACCAAGGACAAUAUAGAGAGAAAGAAGGAAAGAGAGAGGAAGGAAGAGAUCGAUCGAAUCGACAUAGUAGUGAUUAGACUCGUCGGUUGUCUAUUUUUUCUGUUAUCGGCCGCACGAGAACGUGACGUAACGUAACGUAACGUAACAUAACGUAUAUAGAUGAAAGGCAUAUUUUAUAAUCCUCCGAAAGCGGCAAAGAGUCAGAUUAGAGCGGUAGUUUAAUGUCGUCUAAUAAGUGAAUAAAGUGUACCUUAAGGGCGAGCCGUGAGUCAUAGUAAGUUCAGUAAGUCCAGCGCAUCGUCGAAUAAUGUAUUUGACAAUGAAUGAGAAUAAAGAAUGAUUUUGCGAAAAACUGUCACGCACGGUGCGACGACCGCGCGAGACGGCGACUUCACUUAAAGUUGAGGUUCCGCUAUACUGUUUGCGUCAUAGUGUGAGUUCGCGUCAUCGCGCGAGUUAUUUGACGUGUGAUAAUUAUACAUCCGAAACGCGGAUAUCCUAUUGAGCAUUACUUGUAAUCAGCGACGCACACGAUCGUGAAAGAAAAUAAUAACGUUUAUCUCCGUA
Messenger RNA from Odontomachus brunneus, 10399 nucleotides. RefSeq lists its product as uncharacterized. The record is from RefSeq and is a predicted model, not a curated record. The coding region runs from base 1701 to 5255 and encodes 1184 amino acids. The transcript is spliced from 15 exons. NCBI's taxonomy places the organism in Eukaryota, Metazoa, Arthropoda, Insecta, Hymenoptera, Formicidae.